UGUCCCAGAAUGCCUCGCGGUUGUGGCCAUGCUUGGCACUUCGGGCUUCCUAGGCCGCUGGGCCCGGUCUCCGAUCACUUCUCCUUCUUUACCACUGUUGCUGCAGCCCUCACGGGGUCGUAAGAGUCGCCAUGACCCGCCCGCCAAAUCCAAGAUCGGGCGCCUACGAACUCCGACCCCCGUAGAUCCCGUCGAGAUGUACAUGCUAAUGGAGCGUUAUAAGAGUUAUAGACAGACUGUGCGAGCGCUCAGGCUUGAGUUCACAGAAGAGGUGCGGAGAAAAGCUUAUGAGGAGAAAUUUGGGAACCUGAAUGCUAUCCAAGAUUUGGAGGAACAUAAGCAGCUCAUGGCCUGGAACCAAGCAGAGAAUGCUCGGCUACAGGCACUCAGGAUCUCCAGGCUUCAGCAGCAGGAGCAGGAGCAGGAGCGGCUGCAGGCACUGGAGGAGAAGCAGAAGGCUGAGGAAAUGGAAGCUUUUCUCCAGGAGAAGGAGAGAGAAGUUCUAAAGUUGCAGGAAGAUGUGAAGACAUUCAUCACUCAGGAUAACUUAGAGGAGAAGAUUGAAGAAGCCCUUAACAAUCCUCAGAACUACAAUUGGGCCCUUACCAAGGAGGGCCAUGUGAUUCGACCACCCAGUGGUACUUAGGACUGCCAGGGUCACUGCGGGAUGGAGGCCUUGAUCUCCACUGGGAGGACCUCCUCAUCUGUGUGCAGUGGGAGCUGUCCCCCCCACCUAGCCGCUCCAGGCUUUAGCCAGCCUCAUUGCUCCUGAUAAAUACAGAAUAAGCAGAUGCAGAAUAAAAGGAUGAUGCCUCUCUUGGAAGGCUCCUGA
Messenger RNA from Gracilinanus agilis (Agile Gracile Mouse Opossum), 832 nucleotides. It is a transcript of the gene MRPS26, whose product is annotated as mitochondrial ribosomal protein S26. The transcript has 4 exons. Bases 29 to 646 code for a protein of 205 amino acids. The record is from RefSeq and is a predicted model, not a curated record. Gene Ontology annotation, cellular component: mitochondrial small ribosomal subunit. Lineage: Eukaryota; Metazoa; Chordata; Mammalia; Didelphimorphia; Didelphidae.